This is a messenger RNA of Balaenoptera acutorostrata (minke whale), 318 nucleotides long. Its product is annotated as pterin-4-alpha-carbinolamine dehydratase. NCBI's taxonomy places the organism in Eukaryota, Metazoa, Chordata, Mammalia, Artiodactyla, Balaenopteridae. The transcript has a single exon. The record is from RefSeq and is a predicted model, not a curated record. Gene Ontology annotation, biological process: tetrahydrobiopterin biosynthetic process. Gene Ontology annotation, molecular function: 4-alpha-hydroxytetrahydrobiopterin dehydratase activity.
AUGGCUGGCAAAGCACACAGGCUAAGUGCUGAGGAGAAGGACCAGCUGCUGCCAGACCUGCGGGCUGUGGGGUGGAACGAGCCAGAAGGCCAGGAUGUCACCUUCUAGCAGUUCCAUUUCAAAGACUUCAGUAGGGCCUUUGGCUUCAUGAUGAGAGUGGCCCUGCAGGCUGAGAAACUGGACCACCAUCCUGAAUGGUUUAACAUUUACAACAAGGCCCACGUCACCCUGAGCACUCACGAGUGUGCGGGCCUUUCAGAACUGGACAUAAAUCUGGCCAGCUUCAUCGAGCAAGUAGCAGUGUCCAUGACAUAGACC